Molecule: messenger RNA, 1500 nt
Organism: Plasmopara halstedii
Lineage: Eukaryota; Oomycota; Peronosporomycetes; Peronosporales; Peronosporaceae
Product: Predicted spermine/spermidine synthase
Exons: 3
Coding region: 1-1500 (499 amino acids)
Source: RefSeq, a predicted model, not a curated record
AUGGCGCCAUUAAGUUACCGCCUUACAGUACACGUUCGUAAAUUUCAGAGCUGGUCAACGAGUCGAAAGGAAGUAAAGCUACGAUUUCGCUGCACAGAAUGUGGCAAGUGCUGCACCGGUCGGGGUGGCCGUGUGCGCGUGAAUGAUCGAGAGAUUAAGGAGCUGGCAGCUUUUAAAAACUUGACCGUAAACGACUUUAAGCGGAAGCAUACGCUUGAACUGAAUAAAAACAACAAUGGGCAAAAUGUGACGCAAUCAAUUUUAUUGCAAACAUCCGAUGACAACCAGUGUAUCUUUUUACAAGGAUCGAAGUGUUCCGUCUACAAAGUGAGGCCAACCCAGUGCCGAACGUUUCCGUGGUGGCCAGAGCAUCUCGUUUCGGAGUAUGAUUGGCAGCUUGCGGCAAAUCAGUGCGAGGGAAUUCAUGUGAACCAAGAAGAUGUGCAGGAUAACAUUCCAGUGUAUACCUUCGAUGACGUGAUAUUACAAACUAUUAUGCACGACAUUCACCGUUCAGGUGAGAAUUAUACGUACGACGAACUGCAGCAGCUGUUGCGUGACUUGCGAGAAGUGGAGCCUCAAUUCAUUAAUGAGUACAAAGCCGAGCUACUUAACAAGUUUUCAAGACAAAUUGUCUACCAUGACAACGAAGUCACCGUUCUAGAUACUUUCUUUGAAGAAGAAAUCAAGCCUACACGCAAAUUUGUGUAUAACAAUCGUCCGCACUUAAUACAGAGUGAAGUGGCAUUGAGCAAGAUGCCAUCACACUCUGAGGAAAAGUUUGAUCGAAGCUCGUUGGCGCUAGAUGUCCACAGAGCCCUAUGCCUGUCAUUUGCGUGGUUGCCAAAUGAAAAGAUACAGUCAUCGAUCCGCGUUAUCGUGUUUGGUGGCGGGGCGUGCACGCUGCCGCUAUUUUUACUAGAGCAUCACUCAUCGAAGGAAAUUAUGCAGCUUGUCACUGUUGAACCGUGUAGAACGGUGAAUGAAAUAGCUCGGCGCUUUUUUGGAGUUGACUCAGCUUUAAAGAGCGAUUCACGGCUUUCGAUUCAAGAGACAACCGGCGAGGAUUUUGUCUUAAAUUAUACGAAGGCUGCUCCAUUUGAUAUUGCAGUGUUUGAUGUUGAGGCUGGUAAGAGCUGUGAUGGUGUGUGGGCUCCAUCGAUUGGUAUGCUUGAUGUGAGCUUUUUAGAAAGAAUGAAGUGUCUACUUAUUUCUGGGGGCGUUAUGGCGAUUAACGUGAUUACUGAAACAGAAGAGGCGCUGAGUAAUGUAGAGGCUAAAAUUGGGCUAGUUUUUUCACGUGGGUUGCGACUUUCGCUGCCAACAAACACAGUGCUCUUUUUUUUCAAUGAGGAUAGCAAUGUCAAUACUGUUUUGAAUGUGGUCGAGUAUAUUCGAUCGGUGCAGAGAAGUGAAUUCCAAACACGUUAUGCUUUAACACCAUCAUUGCUGAAAAAAUAUCAACUGACUGCAAUUGAAUCCAAAACAUUGACAAAAUGA